AUGGUGCCAAAAGCUAAGAAGGAAGCCCCUGUCCCUCCCAAAGCCAAAGCCAAAGCAAAGGCUUUGAACGCCAAGCAGCCCAAAUAUCCUGGAAAAAGCGCCCCCAGGAGAAACAAGCUUGAUCACUAUGCCAUCUUCAAGAUCAGCCAUAAAGAAAAUAUGCUUGUGUUCAUUGCGGAUGUCAAGGCCAAUAAGCACCAGAUCAAACAGGCUGUGAAGAAGCUCUACGACAUUGAUGUGGCCAAGGUCAACACCUUGAUCAGGCCUGAUGGGAAGAAGGCAUAUGUUCAACCAGCCCCUGACUAUGAUGCUUUGGAUGUUGCCAACAAAACUUUUCACACUGGCCUUCAGCCAGGCUAUGACAAAGUGAGAAGAUCCUUGCCAGUUCCUAUCUGGCAGAUCCAUGUGACUUGA
This is a messenger RNA of Lutra lutra (Eurasian river otter), 414 nucleotides long. RefSeq names its product 60S ribosomal protein L23a-like. The transcript is spliced from 3 exons. Gene Ontology annotation, molecular function: structural constituent of ribosome. Gene Ontology annotation, cellular component: ribosome; cytosolic large ribosomal subunit. Gene Ontology annotation, biological process: ribosomal large subunit assembly; translation. The record is from RefSeq and is a predicted model, not a curated record. NCBI's taxonomy places the organism in Eukaryota, Metazoa, Chordata, Mammalia, Carnivora, Mustelidae. Bases 1 to 414 code for a protein of 137 amino acids.